UGAAAUCGCUAUAUACAUAGUUAUUUGAGAGCAAUCUGGACGGACGCGCCUUCAUUUGUCUCUCGAUGCAUACAUAUGUAUGCUGAAAGCUCCAUGGACGGGUUUUAGUUGAAUAGCCCUAAAAACUUAUCCUUUUAACAAUCAAGUGGAUUUUAAAUAAAUGGAUUGUGGGGAUUUUUGCAUGGAACUUUUUCUUAUUUAUACUUACCCAUUAUAAGAAAGGCUGGUGUAAUUGGUUCUUCAGACUAGUUAACUGCAGCAUGCUGCUGAUACUGGCUGGAAGUUUGCUGCUUACAUGGCUAAUCCGCCUGGUUGUGGGUCUGGCGCUGCGAGAGCGACGACAUCAACUCAAGGGUAUAUUGCCAAAUGUUUCAGCGAUACCACUAAUAGGUGCCGCAUUCCAAAUGCGUCACUUUCAGCCGGAUAAUUUGCACGAAAAAUUUGCUGAGUACGUACAGCGCUAUGGAAAAAGCUUUAUGGCCACCAUCUUUGGUCAUAUUGUGAUCAUCACCGUAGAGCCACGAUUUGUAGAUUCCUUGCUGUUGAGUCAACAGCAUGUGCGGAAAGCUACUAUUUAUGGAGCCUUACGCGGCUGGCUGGGCAAUGGACUUCUGCUGAGUCGGGGCGAAUCCUGGCACACCAUGCGCAAGAUCAUAACGCCCACAUUUCAUUUUAACAUACUCGAACAAUUUAUUGAGGUAUUCAACAGACAAUGUACAGUGCUGGUUGACAAACUUCGGCCUCUGUCUGAUGGCAGGAAAGUGGUGAAUAUUUAUCCCUACAUUGGACUGGCAGCGCUGGACAUAAUCAGUGAAACGGCAAUGGGAGUGAGCAUAAAUGCACAGCUAAAUGCUAACUCCGAUGUGGUGCAGGCUGUUAAGGACGUGACUAACGUACUGGCCACACGCUUUAUGCGACCACAUCUACUACCACCUCUACUACUUCGGCUCUGCUGGCCUAGUGGAUAUCGAAAGUUGACAACCGGUGUGCAAUGCUUACGUGACUUCACUGACAACAUCAUACAACAGAGGCGCCGGUUGCUGCAACAGGGUCAUGAAUUCGAGCCGGGACGGCGUGCUCCUCUAUUGGACACGCUGCUGAAGGCAACGAUGCAUGAUGCACCGCUAACUGAUGCACAGAUACGUGACGAGGUGAGCACGUUUAUAUUUGAGGGCCACGACACCACUACGGCAGCGACAUCUUUUUGCUUGUAUCUGCUCUCACGACAUGCUUCAGUCCAACAGCGCCUUUUUGCUGAAUUGCACGAGCAUUUUGGCAAUGAUUUGCAGCGCGCUGUUGUCUAUACGGAUUUCGCAAAGCUGCACUAUUUACAUUGUGUAGUGAAGGAGUCCCUGCGCUUAUAUCCACCAAUACCGGCUGUGGGACGCUGGCUGGAAAAAGAUCUCAUUGUGGGUAACACACACAUUCCGGCUGGCGCAAACGUGAUUGUGUUGCUUUGGCAACUGCUAAGGGACGAGACGCUCUACAAAGAUCCGCUGGUCUUUCGGCCGGAACGCCAUUGGCAACAAGAAACUGACCAUGAAUAUAGUAUUAAUAGCAACAUACCCUUCAGUGCAGGCCCACGAAAUUGCAUAGGUCAACGUUUUGCCUUGUUCGAAGUCAAGACGAUGGUUAUAAAAAUAGUGCAGAAUUUUGAACUUCUACCACUAGGUCCAGAAGUGCAGCCGUCAAUCAAAAUUGUUUUACGCUCCGGUAAUGGCGUCAAUUUUGGCUUAAGCCAUCGGCGCUAUAGUUAGCAAAUAAAGGUGAUAACUGAUUUUUAAAAACA
Messenger RNA from Scaptodrosophila lebanonensis, 1789 nucleotides. RefSeq names its product cytochrome P450 4ae1 (gene Cyp4ae1). Bases 261 to 1757 code for a protein of 498 amino acids. NCBI's taxonomy places the organism in Eukaryota, Metazoa, Arthropoda, Insecta, Diptera, Drosophilidae. The transcript is spliced from 6 exons. The record is from RefSeq and is a predicted model, not a curated record. Gene Ontology annotation, molecular function: heme binding; monooxygenase activity; iron ion binding.